AUGAGUCAACAGUGGGAUAACCAUGGGGUGAAUGUCCAGUUCCAAGGCACCGCGACUAAUCCAGAUCGCUGUCUCGACUACUUCGCAGUGACUGAUCCGCGCAAUGUCAAGAUGAGAAUCCACCAGACGAGAGGAGCCGCCCUCAAGGAAUCUUACGACUGGAUCCUCCACCAUCCUCAGUUCCAGCAUUGGCGCAACAACAACGACAGCCAGGUCCUUUGGAUUAAGGGUGACCCUGGUAAAGGCAAGACGAUGCUACUCUGUGGUAUCAUCAAUGAGCUUGGCCCGACCACGAAACUGGAAGAUCCCCUGGCGAAGACAUUCCUGUCUUUCUUCUUCUGUCAAGCCACAGACCCGGAGCUCAGUAACGCUCAUGCUGUCCUGCGCGGGUUGAUCGCUAUGCUCGUCGACACAGAACCGUCUUUUCUCCCCCACGUACGGAAAAGAUUUAAGGACACAGGGGAGCCGCGAUUCAGGGAUGCGGAAGCAUGGACUGCAUUGUGUAAUAUUUUCUUGGAUAUCUUACGUGACGCCAGCUCAGACAAGAUAUGUAUCGUGGUUGAUGCUCUUGACGAAUGUGUGCAGGACCAAGAUGAGCUCUUACAGUUUAUUCUCCAAGGGAUGGAGGAGUUCCCGCACGUCAAAUGGAUUAUUUCCAGCCGGAAUCAUGUUAAGCAGCGAACACGGAUUCAUGAUUCACAGUCCAUACUAAGCCUGGAAUUGCAGGAGAAUGCACAAUCUGUAUCCUUGGCUAUUGGAGCAUACAUUUCCAACAGGAUAGCGGAGCUUCAAUCUCUACAGGAUGAUGAUACCUUGCUAAAAUAUGUGCAGCAAAUCCUCCAGAAGAAAGCCGAAGGAACGUUUCUCUGGGUGGCUCUUGUCGUCCAGGAACUUGAGCACGUCGACGGCUGGAAGGUAGAAGAGGUGGUCAACGACGUCCCAAGAGGAUUGGACGACCUGUAUCAGCGAAUGAUUGACCAGAUGAAACAAUUAUCGAAUGAACACAGAGAGUACUGCCAGCUGAUUCUCUCGGCGACCGCACUGGCUUAUCGACCGCUUCACCUACUAGAGUUGGGAGUGGUGUGUGGACUCCCAGACAAGAUCACUGGAAACUCUCAGUAUUUAGAGACAAUGAUCAAGCGAAGCGGCUCCUUUCUCACGGUUCGUGAUUCAACAAUAUACUUUGUCCACCAGUCCGCCAAGGACUUUUUGAUCAAAGAAGCUGCCCUGAGCAUAUUCCCCUCUGGCUUCCCCGCUGCUCACCGCCGGAUGUUUAUGCAGUCACUGCGAGCCCUUUCAACCUCUUUAAGGCGCAACAUUUACGGUCUAAAUCUCGACAAACCCGAUAUUACAGCCUCUGAGAUAGCAACUUGCCAACGAGACGGUGACUAUGACCCACUUGUCCACCUUCGAUAUAGUUGCGUGUAUUGGUUGGACCACUAUCUUGAAGCGAUUUCAGAAUCCACCAAUAAGACCGAGCCACCAGGAACUGAACACAUAUGUCAUUUUUUCCGCAAACAUCUGCUUCACUGGUUAGAAAGCCUUGGACUUAUUGGUGAGAUUCAACAUGGCAUCUUAUCUCUCAAAAGAGUGACCCGCCGACACCAGUCCACUCAUCCUCAGCAUCAGUCCAUGUUGAAGGAGGCGGAGAGGUUUGCUACUAGUAAUGGGUUUAUUAUACAAGAAGCACCUUUGCAAACUUACGGGGCUGCACUUGCGUUUUGCCCUCAAAGCUGUGAGAGCAAGAAGCUCUACUGGGAUGAGCGGUUACAAUUUCUGAAGCACGUACUUGUGACGCGAGAGUCAUGGGAACCGUGUAUGCAAGUCCUAGACGGCCAUACAUCCCCGGUCACGGCAGUCGCCUUCUCACCUGACGGGCAGAUGGUGGCGUCAGCCUCUAAUGAUUGCACAGUGCGACUAUGGGAUACAGCCACGGGCAGAGAACGCCACAGCCUGCAGGGCCAUACAGAUUGGACGGUGGUGUCGGCCUCUGGUGAUGGUACAAUGCGACUAUGGGAUGUAGUUAUAGGUAGAGAACGCUGCAGCCUGCAAGGCUAUACAUCCUGGUUUACAGCAGUCGCCUUCUCACCUGACGGGCAGACGGUGGCGUCGGCCUCUGAUGAUGGCACAGUGCGACUAUGGGAUGCGGCCACGGGCGGGGAACGGAUAUAUAACGUUGGGUCGGCAGUUGAAUUUUUAUCAUUCUCAGCUGAUGGCUGUCAUCUCAUUACUGACCACGAGAAAUGGAUAACCCGGGGCGGCCAACGUUUGAUCUGGCUGCCACCUGAGUUUCGAGCGACAUGUAUGGCUUUCAGUCACAAUUGUGUGGUUCUUGGUCAUGUAUCUGGCCUCUUGGCAUUCCUUUGGUUAGUAUAG
Molecule: messenger RNA, 2376 nt
Organism: Aspergillus ibericus CBS 121593
Lineage: Eukaryota; Fungi; Ascomycota; Eurotiomycetes; Eurotiales; Aspergillaceae
Exons: 5
Coding region: 1-2376 (791 amino acids)
Molecular function (GO): protein binding
Source: RefSeq, a predicted model, not a curated record